Molecule: messenger RNA, 4589 nt
Organism: Drosophila busckii
Lineage: Eukaryota; Metazoa; Arthropoda; Insecta; Diptera; Drosophilidae
Gene: pwn
Exons: 10
Coding region: 348-4256 (1302 amino acids)
Biological process (GO): mRNA 3'-end processing
Cellular component (GO): RNA polymerase II, holoenzyme
Molecular function (GO): RNA polymerase II complex binding; calcium ion binding
Source: RefSeq, a predicted model, not a curated record
GCUGCGCACCUGUGGACGGUAAAUUUAUUGUGUUAUUUUUGCGAUUUUGGUGAAAUUUUUGUGUAAUUGAAAAUAAUGUGCAAACAACAUUAAAAAAGCUAAAGAAACGCCGGAGCAACUAGAAAUCAAUCAUAAACAAGCAUCUUGCAGCAAUCAAAUUAAUUGCUAUGAGCCUCAACAAAUAAGUAUGUAAAUUCAACAAAAGAAGUCUUUGCUACCAAAUUAGCAGAAAAUGCCGCAACGCAACAAAAAAUAUACAAGAAAUUAACAAUAAAUACCACUAAGAACAAGCCAAGUCUCUGAGAGAGCAAACGCAGUAAAAAGAAAAGCAAACAAUUUAUGCAAAAAUGCGACGAAAGUCACCAAACUUAAAGCAAGGCAAACAAUACAGUCGAGCUGACUACAACAACAACAACAAAGACGAAAACAACAACAACACUAGCAAUAGAAUGUCUGGCAGUCAGUGGCACAUUUGGCACUUGUCAGCCACGCUGCUGUCAAUUUCUUUGCUGCUGCUACUUCACACAGCGGCUGCCCAUCAUAAUGACAUCUCACAGAUCUCACCCAAGUCCAGCAGCUACAAGAACGCUCAGUUGAGCAUAGAGAGUACCAUGGCCGAGCUGAAUCCAAUGCCAGCGAGUCAGGAUACCACGCAUGUGGAGAAUGAGACACGUGCGCGCGUUGAGCGCUCCGCUUCGCCCAUCUUAAACGACCAAACGGGACUCAAUGACUUAAAGGACAAUGGCAAGGAUCUGUCGGGACGCUAUUUUCAGUACAACAUCAAACCCACAGGCACCAUUGAUCAGUUGUCGGAGCAACAGCAGCCGGAGCGCACCCAACGCGCCAGAGCGGGCAAAACCUUGGAAGCCAGUUCGAGUUCCAGCGCUGCCACUGAGCAGCCUUUUUUAGUGCAAGGGGACCUUCGACCGCUUACGUCGGGGUCCCCAAUCAGCCCGAGCAAGAGUACUGCCAGCUCGGUGGCAACGACGACUGCGCUGCAUAGUGCGCGUCAGAAUGGCAAUCCGGAUAUACAGGACAUUAUCACAGGCAUUGUGAAGCUGCUCAAUGGCAAUGUGAAUGUGCAUGCCAAUACGCAAGGACCACGCCCACGUCCAGCAGCAAAUCGCAUAAACAAUCGUGGACCGCCACGCAUCUCUGAGUCCCAGCCCAUGCCCAUUGAUUAUGAGGCCCAAAAGCCAGGCACCUCGAUGCGACCACCGCCGUAUCCUUUCGAUCGUCCGGAGCGUCCUUUUAUUACCGGCGUACCCAUACCCGAGCAGAUAGUGCCUGUGCGUCCGGGCUUCGUUAGCAAUCGUCCGCCUUGGUAUCGUCACAAGCCACGCCCACCCAUUACCACCAGUGUCAAUGGACAGCGACGUCCCUUGCCGCAGUAUCAGCCGCUGCCAACGUCGCCGCCGCAGCAGCCAAUACAACAACAACAGCAGCAGCAGCAGCAACCACAAGGCGAACUGGAGCUUACAUUAGAUGCAGUGCAGCCUACAGACACCACCUACGACUCAGAGUUCUCCAACGAAGAUGCCAAUGAGCAGUACAUCGAAGUCUCCGAUCAGGAUAACGAUGCAGCGGCCAGCGCUGGCGAUACUGAGGAGGAGUCUUCGCCUAUCCCAACACAGCAAAGCAAGCCCAACGAAAAUCAUGCACAUGCACAUCCACAUGAGCAUGAAGGCUACACCACCAUCAUAGAAACCAGUUCGGUGGUUAAUACUGUGAUGGGUCACUCCUCCAGCUAUGUGCCCAUGUCUAUGGAAAGUCAUAGUGCAGAGCUAGAUCCCUCCACUGAGGAAGUCAUCUUUAUGACUGCCAGUCGCACUCCCGUAUUGGAGAUCAGUAGCAGCACCAGCAGAACUACGACCGCAGCUUUGGAUACACCGUCUCCGACGCCAAGUAGCGCCAUACCCAUGACUACCACCACAUCCACAACUAGCACCACUACUACCACCACUAGCUCCACUACUACUACCACCACCACCACCACCACUGAAAAAGCGCCUACUGCCAAUGCUCCCACGCCCACUCCAUCCGCAAAGCCCAACGCCUCCUAUCAUCCCCGCCCCGGCCUUGUAUUAGAUGAUCCCGAAUUCAAGCCCGGUGGACGCCCGCGUCCGCCAGCACAGCGUCCAACUGCGCCACAGCUGCCCAUACAGCCCACACGUCAGCAGCUGCCGCCAGGCUAUGGCGAAAUCUUUGAUGUAACGCUUUCGGCUAUACAAGGACCUGGACCCAAGGGCAGCGGCUCACAGCAGACCAUAAACAUAAAGCCUUAUGGUAGCUAUGGAGCGGCAGCGGGAGGGGGAGGUGGAGCGGGAGCAGACAUUAUAGUGUCGGCAGCAGGUGACGAUGGCUUCGUCUCAAUUGAUGGCAAACGCACUUACAUCAAUCUAUUUGGUGAUCCCACAGAUGCGCCCACAGUUGGUGCCAGCACGCCAGCAACACGUUUGCCGCAACUGCCAGGAGCGGCAGCAGGUGCAGCAGCAGCAGCAGGAGCUAGUGGUGCAGCAGCAGCUACAACAGCAGGUGGACAUGCAGUUACCCCCAGCAGCAAUGGCUAUGUGGUGCCCGAGACGGAGGUAGUGGAGUUGCAGCCGCAGGGCGCGGCAGGCUCAAGCGCUGGAACAGGCGCCACCACACAUGCGUUGCCCACACGCCCGCAUUAUCGCCAGCGCCCCACGCAGCCGCCAGUGCGCAUUGAUACCUGCAUAGUGGGGGAUGACACCACCUGUGACCAGGCGCAGCACGAACGCUGCAAGACAGACAACGGCGUCUCCAGUUGUCACUGUCGACCGGGUUACUCGCGUCGCAAGCAUCGUGAGCCAUGUCGUCGUGUCAUCUCGUUCCAUCUGGGUCUGCGCGUGGAUCGCAUUUACGAGCAUCGCAUUGUCUGGGAUAACAAGCUGCUGGAUCGCAAUAGCGAACCCUAUGGCCAGCUCAGCUACGAAGCUGUGCGCGCUCUGGACUCGGCCAUGUCUAUGACACCCUACUCGGAUGAGUUCAUGGAGGCCAAGGUCAACAAUAUAUACCGUGGAGAUCCGAAUCUAGGCGGCAGUGGUGUCUACGUCAAUUUGACGCUCAAGUUGGAUGAAAGCGUUGAAACACUGCGUCCCAAUCUGCGCAGCGAUGUGCAGAAGCAUCUGCUGGGCGUGCUGCAUCGUCGCAACAACAACAUUGGCAACUCGGUGCUCUAUGUGAGCUCACCCGAAGGCGCUGUUUCCGCCUUGCAUGAUAUCGAUGAAUGUCAAUCCGCGGAGCUGAACGAUUGUCAUGCCAGCGCCACUUGCAGCAACAGCUGGGGCAGCUUCCGUUGCGCCUGCGAGGCGGGCUUGCGAGAUCCCUGGGCUGAUCAGCCAGCGCGCGCUGGUCGUGACUGCCAAGCCUGUCCGGACUCUUAUUGCAAUAAUCGUGGCAUUUGCAGCUACAAUGAUGAGGGCGCGCAGGUCUGCGCCUGCGAUUCGAGUCACUAUGGCGCACAGUGCGAGAUCGAUGGUGAGGUGCUGGGUGUGGCCAUUGGCGCAUCAGUGGCAGCUGUCAUCAUCAUUGUGCUGACGCUGGUGUGCCUGAUCAUGUGGUCACGUCGCUGGCAGCGUGAGCAGAAGAAUGCCAUGGGCUCACCUGUCUUUGGCUAUAUGAACACGGCGCCUUUGAAAUCUGCGGGCUUGCCACAGGCGGGCUACCAAGUGACGCUCGAGGAUCGCAUGCGCUGGGCACAAAUUGCAGAUGUUAUGGCGCAAACGAAUCAUUAUGGCGCGGAACCAAUCGGACCUACGCGUCCCUCCUCGGCCAUGUUUGCAUAUCCGAAUCUGGCUGCUAUGGGCAUGGGCACCAUUGGUGGCAUGUCGCUGCAGAGCACCAUGCAAAUGCAUCCAAGCGUCAGUCUGGCGCCGCCAGUGCCAUUGCCCAGAAGACUUGGCCUGGGUCCACGCGCAAGUGGCAUGCGCACGCUGGAAAACUCUAGCUCCAGUGAAGAGGAGGAUCGUGCCGAUCUGCUAGGACGCAACUUUCAAGUGCCACGCCCCAAGAGUCGCAGCAAUGGCAGCAUUGCGAAUCAAUCGGGCAUCUACUAUGAUGUCGACUAUGAGCCAUCUGGCAAUGGCAUUGGUAACACCAGCGUCGAUCAUCUUUAUGGCUCGCAGCAGCAAUCUGUUCACUCAUCGGGCAAUAAUCAUAUACCCGGGCCCCAAGGCAUACCCAUGAGCACCUACACAUCCGGACGUGCUCCCAGUAGUUACUACAUGAAAUAAGCCUGCCCCGCCCCUCUCAAUCCCUGGACACGUCUACUCUAGUUUUAAAUAGCGCCUGUAAAUAUGCAAUCUAAGCCUUAGUUAAGCUGCCACACGAAAACGCUUUUCCCUUGCAGUCCACGCCGUCUAAUGUCCGCUUACUGCAACUGAGACGCGUUUUUGUGUGGCCCACACAGCAAUUUGUAGACUUAGCUCAUAGUUUCUCUUACACAAAAGUCUUGCUAUCGCUAUACCCAAAUAGUUAAGCUUAGGCCUAGUUGAAAGCAAUGUAAACGAUCACUAAUCAUUAGUGUUUAAAUUAAUUAACUAAACGUAUGCUUAAAUUAUUUUCAC